Klebsormidium nitens is the source of this 606-nucleotide messenger RNA. NCBI's taxonomy places the organism in Eukaryota, Viridiplantae, Streptophyta, Klebsormidiophyceae, Klebsormidiales, Klebsormidiaceae. The record is from the annotation of a GenBank genome assembly.
AUGAGGGCUUUUCUUUCUUCCAUUACGCGACCAAUCCUGGGCAAGCGGUCCUUGCCAGACAACGAGGACGUGUCUGCUGACCAGGUUCAGAAAGGCAUGGCACAUGACGAUGUGCAGGGAGCGCGGGCUGCGCAGGAAGUGGGAGGCUCAGCAAAAGAGAAGCCCGCUGCCAUUCCUUCAGUUGUCAUACCAUGGGUCUUCAAGGAGCUCGUGGACUGCGAUGACGCCAUCAGAGAGAACAAAGAGCUGUGGCCAGAAGUGAUUGGGACAUUAUUUGAGAGCGAAUCCAUUUGGCUGGCCGAGUCAGCAGAGGGAGUGAAGUUGAGAGAGAGGAUAGAGUGCUUGCUUGAUUGCCUGAUGACUUGGUCCAACUCCAAGAUACCGUUCUCGGGCACGCGGGACGAGCGCAUUUUCGACUCCUAUGUGCCAUCAGACCCCUCCGUCAAGAAUGCAUUAGCGUUUAGGAAAGCUAUCAAACAAGCGCUGGGAGAAGUCAAAAAGGUCAAGCUGCACAAGGAGAUAGCUGCUGCCAAGGCGUCCCUAAAGGCGGCACCGUGGGAGACUGACAGCACCUCAAAUCUAAAUGAAGAACAAACCACGUCGUGA